Molecule: messenger RNA, 778 nt
Organism: Talaromyces stipitatus ATCC 10500
Lineage: Eukaryota; Fungi; Ascomycota; Eurotiomycetes; Eurotiales; Trichocomaceae
Exons: 4
Coding region: 183-494 (103 amino acids)
Biological process (GO): vacuole fusion, non-autophagic
Molecular function (GO): endopeptidase inhibitor activity
Source: RefSeq, a predicted model, not a curated record
GACCAUCAGACAACAUCUACCAGACCACAAUCACAUUCUUCAAUAAUCGAUUUAUAGCACUGCACUGCCAGUAAUCCACACUCGGUCUACUUGACGGUUCAUCACUACCUCAACUUCAGCAGCAUUAUUAUAGCUACGCUCAGUGGCGCAUCGACACUCAGGCACCCUCUACAACCGCUACAAUGAAGCUCUUCCACCAAUAUCUUAUUGUUCUCAUCCUUGGGCUUUUCCAGAUUGCCCUAGCAGUACAGGUUCAGAAAUCUAUCGUCGUUUCAUAUCCUGAUAAUACCCCGGAGUCGGUCUUGAAAGAGGCCAAGAAGGCUAUCACUGAUGCUGGCGGCUGGAUAACUCAUGAAUUCAAUCUAUUCAAGGGCUUUGCUGCCAAAGCUUCUUCGUCCGCCAUAGAGACCAUCCAAGCAUCAUCCACCAAUUUCCUUCCGGUCAUUGAGGAGGACAAGGUUGUUACGAUUGACGGUGAUUUCGGUACACAGUAAAGCCUGGUCUCGAGACUUACGACUUGAAAUGCAUGAGGAUGGCCUAAUCGUUUGGAAUUUAUUUGACUUCCGCAGAUGAGCAACGCUCAUUCGGGUUAUGAGAAUAUGUGUACGAACUACGAAGUAUUGAUAUGAGUUUAUGGUGGGCUAGUAUUGUAUUAGGUCUUGGAUUGGCGUUUUUGGGAGGUCUGGUCGUUAAUGUCGUUCGUUUCAAAUAUGACAGCUUGUUUAUGAUUUCCAAACACUACUAUGUAGCCAUACGUAUCUUAUAAUGAAUAGUAAAA